Messenger RNA from Lutra lutra (Eurasian river otter), 2702 nucleotides. It is a transcript of the gene SGTB, whose product is annotated as small glutamine rich tetratricopeptide repeat co-chaperone beta. Gene Ontology annotation, cellular component: membrane; TRC complex. Gene Ontology annotation, biological process: post-translational protein targeting to endoplasmic reticulum membrane. Gene Ontology annotation, molecular function: molecular adaptor activity; protein binding. The transcript has 12 exons. Bases 240 to 1187 code for a protein of 315 amino acids. The record is from RefSeq and is a predicted model, not a curated record. NCBI's taxonomy places the organism in Eukaryota, Metazoa, Chordata, Mammalia, Carnivora, Mustelidae.
CCAGUGGCCGGGAGCCCAGCGCGCAGCCGGGUGGGCUGAGGGGCGGCGGCGGCUUGGGAGCCGGGGAAGUUUGGGCGACCGUGGGCAGUGCUGCCAUCCGGAGCCAGGUUGAAGCCGGAGGACCAGGGGGCGGGCGUACCGGCUUACGGACGCCCCCAGGCCCGCUGCCACUGUGUCGCGUCCUCUCGCCUGGAAAAGUGUUUAAGCUUUUAAAAUGUCAUCUAUCAAGCACUUAGUUUAUGCUGUUAUUCGUUUCUUACGGGAACAAAGUCAGAUGGAUGCUUAUACUUCAGAUGAACAAGAAAGUUUGGAAGACAUUUAAAAAAGCCCUAGAAGAGGAGCCUCAGUUCUUGUACCAGCCUUACCAUAGUGUUGCAAUUCAGUGCUUGGAGACAGUUUUUAAAAUCAGCCCAGAAGAUACCCAUCUAGCAGUUUCACAGCCUUUGACAGAAAUGUUCACCAACUCCUUCUGUAAGAAUGACGUUUUGCCUCUCUCAAACUCAGUGCCUGAAGAUGUGGGAAAAGCUGACCAAUUAAAAGAUGAAGGCAAUAACCACAUGAAAGAGGAAAAUUAUGCUGCCGCCGUGGAUUGUUACACACAGGCAAUAGACCUGGAUCCAAAUAAUGCAGUUUAUUAUUGCAACAGGGCUGCUGCUCAGAGUAAAUUAGGUCACUACACGGAUGCAAUAAAGGACUGUGAGAAAGCAAUAGCAAUUGAUUCAAAAUACAGCAAGGCCUAUGGGAGAAUGGGAUUGGCCCUCACUGCCAUAAAUAAAUUUGAAGAAGCAGUUACAAGUUAUCAAAAGGCAUUAGAUCUUGACCCUGAGAAUGAUUCUUAUAAGUCAAAUCUGAAAAUAGCAGAACAGAAGUUAAGAGAGGUAUCUAGUCCUACAGGAACUGGAUUGAGCUUUGACAUGGCUAGCUUAAUAAAUAAUCCAGCCUUCAUUAGUAUGGCAGCAAGUUUAAUGCAGAAUCCUCAAGUCCAGCAGCUAAUGUCAGGAAUGAUGACAAAUGCUAUUGGAGGACCUGCUGCUGGAGUUGGGGGACUAACUGACCUGUCUAGCCUCAUCCAAGCGGGACAGCAGUUUGCUCAGCAGAUACAGCAACAGAAUCCUGAACUCAUAGAGCAACUUAGAAAUCAUAUCCGGAGCAGAUCAUUCAGCAGCAGUACUGAAGAACAUUCGUGAAUUGACCAGGGACCCUGGCCCAGAGCACAAAUGAUUAUGACUCUUAAGUGUUUGCUGUAGAUAGUGGCCAAAACAAAGACACCUAAAGAAUCAAUCUGUCUAGAUGAUAGGUUUGUCAUAAAUAGACUGAACAUAACAUGACUCCUUUGUAAACAAAUGAUCAGUAACCCUGUGGAGUGCCAGUAUAGUACUGGACAGGGUUCCAUUUUCAAAUCUUCAUCAUCAUAUUUGUAUAUUAGACCUAAUAGCAGAGUAUAUUUAUUGAACAGUAGGGCUGUUUAUUGGUGAGCUUUCCAGCUCCAGAUUCCCAUAAGCAAACCCUUUUGAGUUUGAUGGAGAUGACCAAGAGGACAGGUUUCUCAUGCUGGUUUAUAAAUAUCCUGGCCACUGAAUAGCAUGUCUGGAGAAAAGAAAUUUGUUGUCUAGGUUUCAUUUUGAUAGUGCUGUCAGUACUAAAUAUAGAUCACAGGGGCCAGUACUAUCUUUAAUGCUGCUUGUUCUGAAGGGUAACACGGAAUACUAAGAGCUGGUGGAAAGCAGCAUUUGGUGCAAGGGUUGUUUUGAAAAGAAAAAUAGAUGCUGUGAAUGUACAGAGUGAAGGUAGGAUGUUCAGGUUUUCUGCAUAGUUCUUAACUAAUCUUGCCUGCAGUUUGGUCUUGAUAACAUUAGCAUGGCCAAUUACUCUAAGUACAUAAUAAAAUACAUUUAGAAAUCCUUAAUGGUACUGUUUAGGUCCUUUGUAUAACUGUUCAAUUUAACUUGCACAAUUUCCCCAGUGGUGACUUUACCAUGGAAACUCUCAAAUAUAUUUACAUUUAAAUAAGCCAGUGGUUUGACCCUCAAGGAUUUUCUAAGUGGCAUUUAAUUAUGUGCAUAUAAAUACUGAUUUUUUAAAAACUCACUAAUUAUUUGAUGGAUUAUAAAAACUUCUAUCACUAACAUUGCUUGUUCAUGUAAACCUUUGCUGUAAUUUGGCUUGGCAUGUUGCUUUUAUGCUUAAUCUUAAUUUGAUGCAAUGUAAACAUUAAUAGGGGACUUAAAUAUUUCACUGAAAUCAGAAUUCAUAGUAGUUAAGAAAUGUGGCAUUAAGUAUUAAUGGCAUGGCUUUAACUACAGCGAUGGUAAGACCAUUCUAACUGGAAUUUCUUUUGUUAAUUAUGGAAUUGGUAAAAUUGGGUGAACACAUAACAAUUUCACAAGUGUGAGAGAUAACUGAAAAAGUAAUAUAAAAUUAAGUCAGUAAUACUCAUGAUGAUGAGGACCUUACUAUAACUAUUCUCCUCAGAAGACCUGGUAUCUAGAAGUUUAAAUACCAACUUUUCCUUACUUUCCCCUUGUGAGUUUAGAAUAAUGGUUCUGUAAUUUCACUGUAAGAAUUCAUUAAAAAUGAAGUUACAGAGCCAUACUUUCAAUUUUUAUUUAAUAGGUCCUGUAGUAAGGCCUAGGAAUCACCAUUUUAAAUAGCAUACCAGGUGGUUGUGAUGUAGGUCCAAGGACUCUAAUUUAGAGCAAAAG